UUCUCCUCAUAGUGAAGUCACUCACAUCUCUUAAAAUGGCUUUCAAGCUGGUAGUCCUGGUCUGCGCUUUCGCCGCCGCUAACGCGGGCAUCAUUGCCCCUGCGGCCUACACGGCUCACCCCGCUCCCGUCGCCUACGCUGCUGCCCCCGCGGCGCACGUAGUGCACGCUGCCCCCGUGGCAUACGCCGCCCCCGUCGCCAAGGUGGUGGAGGAGUACAACGCGCACCCCCAGUACAGCUUCGCGUACGACGUGCAGGACGGUCUCACCGGCGACUCCAAGAGCCAGCACGAGAGCCGCGACGGUGACGUCGUGCAGGGCUCCUACUCCGUGGUCGACCCCGACGGCACCAAGCGCACCGUGGACUACACCGCUGACCCGCACAACGGUUUCAACGCCGUCGUGCGCAAGGAGGCUAUCGGACACGUCGCUAAGGUCGUCGCCCCUGUUGCCAAGGUGGCCGCCCCCGUUGCGUACCACGCCGCCCCCGUAGUGCACGCUGCCCCCGUCGCAUACCACGCUGCCCCGGUGGUGCACGCUGCCGCCCCCGUCUACCACCCUGCCCCCGUUGCCUACUCCGCCCCUGUCUACCACCACUGAAAGUGAAACCUAGUCAUCAUAGUCAUGCCUUAAACUGAAGAUUAUUUAUUUAUUACA
Messenger RNA from Helicoverpa zea (corn earworm), 656 nucleotides. It is a transcript of the gene CPR71, whose product is annotated as larval cuticle protein A2B-like. Bases 36 to 599 code for a protein of 187 amino acids. Gene Ontology annotation, cellular component: extracellular matrix. The transcript is spliced from 2 exons. The record is from RefSeq and is a predicted model, not a curated record. Lineage: Eukaryota; Metazoa; Arthropoda; Insecta; Lepidoptera; Noctuidae.